Molecule: messenger RNA, 3646 nt
Organism: Liolophura sinensis
Lineage: Eukaryota; Metazoa; Mollusca; Polyplacophora; Chitonida; Chitonidae
Product: peroxiredoxin-2-like
Exons: 7
Coding region: 19-735 (238 amino acids)
Biological process (GO): response to oxidative stress; cell redox homeostasis; cellular response to stress
Cellular component (GO): cytosol; mitochondrion
Molecular function (GO): thioredoxin peroxidase activity
Source: RefSeq, a predicted model, not a curated record
UACAGUGAAAGUCAGACGAUGGCGACGAACGUUAUGCAAGCUUUGCGGCGUGGAGUUUCCACAGCUUUGAGAGAAUGCAGCUGUCAGAGGCCAUUUACUACAUGUGGAAGAACAAUUACAAGACAGUUUUCUCUUGCUCCAUGCUUGAAUGCAGCCAGAGUGACCCAGCAAGCCCCAGACUUCAGUGGCAAGGCUGUGGUCAAUGGACAAUUCAAAGACUUAAAGCUGUCAGACUUUAGUGGAAAAUACCUCGUGCUCUUCUUCUACCCUCUUGACUUCACAUUUGUCUGUCCCACUGAGAUCAUUGCCUUUAGUGAGAGUAUGGACGAGUUCAAGGCUCUGAAUGCGGAGGUGGUUGGAGUGUCUACGGACUCGCACUUCAGUCAUCUCGCCUGGAUUAAUACCCCUAGGAAGGAAGGUGGACUUGGUGGCUUGAAGUACCCACUGUUGUCUGACUUCCAGAAGAACAUAUCUCGGGAUUAUGGAGUUUUACUGGAGGAUGAAGGUGUGGCUCUCAGGGGUCUGUUCAUCAUUGACCCUAAAGGACUGGUUCGUCAGGUGACCAUCAAUGAUCUGCCGGUGGGUAGGUCUGUGGAGGAGACACUACGGCUGAUACGCGCCUUCCAGUUUGUGGAGAAAUAUGGAGAAGUUUGCCCAGCCAACUGGCAACCUGAUUCUGCUACUAUAAAGCCAACACCAGAUGGAUCCAAGGAAUAUUUCCAGAAAGUCAACUAGCUUGGCUGUGUUUGAAAUUCUCAUGCUCUUGUGUUUUUGAAUCGCACGUCAUGUGCUAAAGAUCUGUGAAGAUGUCUUCUGUUUUGAGUUUCAAAAAAGAUCUUGGAAUAUCAUGCAGUCAAACUGAUCGAUUUUGUGAGAUUAUAUCUUUUUUGUCGAUCCCCAAAUGAAUGAGUGAUUUUAGCUGAUCUCAAAAUGUCUUGGUGUGAAUCUAUGUGAAUGUAUAGAAUUCUAAUCAUAAAGGAAAACUUAAUUACAUCUUGGUUGAAUUUAUCUACAUAUUUAAAUGGUUUGACCAUAGUGAUUGUAUAAUUCCUCACAUGCAUCUGAUAUGGAGUCAAUAGUACACUUGAUAGCUUUAAAUGGGAAUGUGAUUGAAGGGGGCAGGGCAUGCCGGUUUUGUUUGCUUGGCCAAAUUAGAAUGUUUUUACCUUCAUUUUUGUCAACUCUUACCAUAUAAAGCCUUGGAGAUUACCGGGAUUUACAGAUUUAUGCAUUUAGCAUAUUUAUUAACUGCUUUGAAAUCAUGCAGCAAAAGUUGUGUUGUUCUGAACUCUUAUGCAGUGAAUGGUUUUGUGUUUCUAUUGCCUGAUUUGAUCCCUGUGUAACAACUUUAGCACUGUUUUCUGUGCUGCAAACUGCAGGCUGAACUGUGUGGUUCACUAGGUUUGCAUUAGAACUGAAAUGGCUUCUGUUUUGUGACAAAUUGUCAAAGACUGAUACUCUUACUAAAUAACAAGACAUGUGGUCCCUUGUUUGUUACUGAAUUUACUCAAUAUUGUCAUCAGACGAUGCUAAUGCCAAAGUUUAAAUUUUGAGAUUCAAAAGCCACUGUCAAAUGUUGUCAAACUGCUUUACUGCUGACCAAAGAAUCCAAUACCCAUCUAGUCAAGUAUGUUACAUUAGUCACUCAGCAUUUUUUAAGUCACACAAAAUUUUUUGGCCACAGAAUUUGGAAAACGCUGAAUUGAGUGCCAACAGAAAUUUUUAAUUUGUUUUAUUUGGCUUAUACAUGUUGUACUGAGUUACAUAUCCUACGUUUGUGAAAUAGGGCAUAGAUAGCAGGAUAUUUUUCUAGUAAUAAUAACAAUAUGGGUGUGUAUGUCGAGUCUUUGUGUGACAUUAUAUUACCUGUAUCUCAUUGUUGUGAGAAGUAAUUCACAUGUUGCAUGAUCUAAUAUUUGUAAAGUGUCAACUCAAAAAAAACAAAAACCAAACAACAAAGUACUAAUUUUCUAAUUCAGAAACUGUUGUUAAUGUGGUAGAUGUGUCUUUCAUGUUUAGUUUGGUUUUUUUUGGUGUGCUUACAUUUGUUUUUAAAAUGCAAAAUAUUACCUGGCCAAGGGUUGUUUCAAUCAAAACAAAAUAAGAAGGAUCACAGCCUCUGAAUACCUGCAUUUGAGAUUUAAGAUGAUUUAAGAUGAUGAAAGAUGAGACAACUCGUAGACGGCAUUAAGCAUCAGUCAGCUGACUUCAUAACAUAAUAGCUUGCAAAAUCAUGGAAAGCAUAAAAUGUUAUUCUCGGUUUGUAGCUUAGCACUUUGAGAUAGUUUUAAAUAUCCAAAUGCACACCUUGGCUAUUUCAUGUAAUGUUUUUAUAUUUUACCAGUUUUUGCAUACCUUUAAGUUAUCUGUUCCAUGGCUUACAUUUUAUCUGGUUAAGAUUACAUUUUAUUUCUCAGCUUACAUACUGGCUAUUUAAUAUACACAUAUAAGUAGUGGUGCUGUUGGUCUUGGCAUUUGUUGUGUAUCCCCAUACUGCUGAUCUUUAUUUCAUGCCGAGUCAGAUUCUGAGAAUGCACAACAUUCAGAUCAUUUGACCUAUUAUGCAACAAGAUCAACACUAUCAGGUCACACAACAUACUCCAACACAAUGCGUCAAAGUUUAUCCUACCCCAUGAAUCAAAGAAAAUGUGCAAGAAAAUAGCUUAUGCCUUUUGGAAUCUCUGGACUCGGAAAUCUCAUCAGCUCUAUGGUGGCAAAACCUAAUAAUAAACAAAGUACAAAUCUCAGUGUGAAGGCAAGAUAGAAUAAUUGUCUGCACAUUUUAAUCCAUUUAAAAAUCAGAUGUAUACCUCUGUAGCUCAUCUCAUGGAAGGUGUACUGUUGUGUCAGGCUUUUGGUGGAUGCCAGCAUAUGUGAAUUGCAUGUGUCAGUACAGAAUGGGAAGUGAAAACAUGGUUGUGUGACUUCAUGUUAUACUAAGUGGUGUAGUUUAUUACUGUCAGUCUUUUUAUGAAAAUGGUGUGAGAUUAGUUUUCCUGUACAAGUUCUUUUGGGAGAAACUACAUUUACUCUUAAAAGAAAGUAGACUGCAUCAUACUAGGUAGAUUAAUGUAAUGUUCCUUGUGCUGAUGAAGUAAGGGUUUGAAAGAAACUUGUGAGCUAGUGUAUCAUUGUAUUUUUAUUAUGAAUUCAAUAUAUUAGGAGAGACAGGUUGACGUACAGUGCGACUUUUCACAUUACCCCACGAAAUCAGCAUUGUUCCAGCAGAUGCUGUGAUCAAGAAUUUCUUAUUCACAUGGUGUGUCUGGCUUAUAUGAUUGGUACAAAAAAGGAAUAUGUACAUGUAUAUACAGUAGAUAUUAAACUUGUAACGGCAAACUUGAUUACUUUAGGAAUCAGAAAAGUCAGCAUUUUCCCCAUAUAGUUUCAUAUUAUUUAUCACCUCCUGCUCCUUAUGAGGAACCCAGGUGUCCUAAAACAUUAAUAUCCAUAAUAUAUUUUACCCAACAGUCAAUGUAUCUCUCAAACAGGUAUGUAUAGAUAUAUGUACAUGUCAACCAUAUCAUGCCUUGAUGAUCCAGCUAAUGAGAUGAAUAUCUUUUACGCCAAGAAUUAUGAAUAUUCAUUAUAUAUCCAACAUGGAUGAAAUAACUGUCAAUAAAAAUGGAUGAACUGGGUGAUUAUG